Messenger RNA from Penicillium egyptiacum, 726 nucleotides. The record is from the annotation of a GenBank genome assembly. NCBI's taxonomy places the organism in Eukaryota, Fungi, Ascomycota, Eurotiomycetes, Eurotiales, Aspergillaceae.
AUGAUCCCAGCCAUGUCGGUUUUUACAAUCGUCCAUCGAGCCCUACCACCACUAUCCCUCCCCUGGAGGCGACGAACAAGUCUGAAAGGAAAAGCCCCCGAGAUAGAAAUUUCAGAUUCCAACAGCAGCCCCCAGGCCCAGAACAAUGAAUCCAUCUUCAUGCACCGUGACGUCCACAGUCCUGUGCAGGUAGCGGUGAAGACGCACGCACACCACAUAACGCCCAACUCGCAGUCAACAUUAUCGGAAAAUAUCCCGGGGCCAGAGUCGGAUUCGACUUCCGAGGACCAGGUGCGCUAUUCCAGCCAGGCGCGUCCGACGCGGGCCCAGCUCGCUCGCGCUGUUAGUUGGGCGAGUAUUAUCCGCAGUCGAGACCGGUGGACAGCUGAGCAGGAGAGGGAGCUUGUGCAUGCGCAGAGACAGUUGGGGAAGUGUCAGAAGGCGUGGAGUUCUGAGCAGGAGGUGUGGUUAUCAUAUGCACUCAGCGAAGAGAAGGAAGCACAUGCUUGUUUCCUGUCUAUGCGGCAUAGGCAGCAGGACGACGAGCAGCACCAGUUCCGUAAGGCUUGGAAGCGGCGGAGAUCUUCAUCGGGCGAUGACGAGAUGCAGCAGUCUGCGAUCGAGACUGCAAAUCGACUAGGGAGGUUGUGUCGCUUGCAGCGGUAUGGCUAUUCAGGGCAGCGGUUGGACGCGACGGGAUCGGCAAUGUUGGCUGUGGAGGGAUGA